This is a messenger RNA of Dreissena polymorpha, 2519 nucleotides long. RefSeq lists its product as uncharacterized. The coding region runs from base 282 to 1493 and encodes 403 amino acids. The record is from RefSeq and is a predicted model, not a curated record. The transcript is spliced from 3 exons. NCBI's taxonomy places the organism in Eukaryota, Metazoa, Mollusca, Bivalvia, Myida, Dreissenidae.
UUUCUGGUUUGUUAUUAGAAGUGCACUACUCACGGUACCUAACCAAUACGGACAAUACCGGAAACUUUUGAACGAUUCCGUAUAAUACGCGAAACGGCACCGGAUCAUAUCAGAACAUAAACAAGGCGAAAUGAUGGAUGUGCCUAAUAUUGUGAGCGAAAACAAGUGCUGAUAAGACGGUCCGGAACGACAAGUUAAUUUGAUGGAUACAGUUUUAAACGGCGACAAUAUAAACGCAAGUCAUAAAAUUUGCCGUGCAUACGAAAGUGUUUGGAAAAUGAAUGUUAGUGCUUGUCGUGUUCAGUAUAUGGUACUUUGUUAUUGCUGGUGUGCUGCGCGAUAAACAAAAAGUUGAGCUGGUUAUAAAUCAUGCAGAUCUUUGGAAACAUUAUUUGGAUUUGAAACAAAAUAUUCACACAGGUUUUCAUCAUGUUGACAACUACAAUUCAUCAUUUGUCUAUAGUGCUUUUAUGGACACAAGAGGAAACAGAAUCCGAAUUAUUGGCAUUGCAGAUGUCGGUAUGACUGACUCGCCAAUAGGCUGCAUCUUGUGGUACCCAGAUCGGUUUGUUAUACAGGCAGUUAGAGGAUUCGUCGCCAAUAUAAAUGAAGGACAUGAUAAACAGUAUUCUGCAGUAUAUUUCGUAUGUAACCUGGAUAUGGAAAACCUGGAGCAGCCAACUUUAGUUUCCGUGGUACCCGUUAUCAAGAAUGCCAUUUACGAAACUCCACGAAAUUUGCUGAAGGUUGAAAAAUCGUCGCUUUCAAAGAGAGUAACAUUAACCGCAUGUGUUCCACCAAUUCAUAGCUUUUAUUCCGAUCAUGAACAGGUUGUGGAAUGGGUUGAACUGAACAAAGUUAUGGGUGUCCAAUAUUUCAACUUCUAUGUCAAUAAUAUAUCCACGCCCGUGGAACAACGGCUCAAGCAUUACGUUCACGAACGUUUAGCAAGAGUUCUUUAUUGGAAAUUACCUAUUAGUCAAAAUGAAAUACACUAUUUUGGGCAACUAGCUGCAAUUAACGAUUGUUUGUAUAGGAGUAAGCUAGAAAGUGAUUGGACUCAGUUUGUUGACCUUGAUGAAUUCGUGGUGUACCAAAGAGACACCCCUCUAUUACUCCCGCAACUAUUGGAUGAACUGUCAAUACACAAUGCAAGUGUAUAUGCGUUUCGUCAUGCUCAUUUUAAAAUACGAUCAACUAAUCCGGACUGGAUGGAAAUACAAUUAGCUAUGAAUAUUACCGUCAAAUCUAAAGCUUUCGCGACAAAAUUAAUGAAUCAAUACAUAAACCCGGUGUUCGACCGCUCAAAAUGCAUAGUUCGACCGAAAGACAUCGUGACUAUGGGCAUUCAUGAGGCGUGGGCCAUGAAAAACAUAGCCAAAGUAUAUGCCGUGGACAAAAGUAUAGCACUGUUGCACCAUUACAGAACAACUAUAAGUGAUUUCAGUGAAAUACUUGUUGUUAACAAUGCAAUUUUAAAAUACGGACCGUAACUUAAACAACUAGAAUGGAUAGCUAGAUAAAACUAUUAGUAACUAGUAGUAGUAGUAGUAGUAGUAGUAGUAGUAGUCGUCGAAGUAGUCGUCGUCGUCCGUCGGUUGUCGUCCGGUCGUCAGUAGGUCAUCUUUCGGUCGUCCAUCGUCCGUCCUCCGGUCGUGGUCCGUCGGUCGUCCAUCUGGCGUCGUCCGUCCUCCGGUCGUCCGUCCUCCGGUCGUCCAUCCGGCGUCGUCCGUCGGUCGUCCCUCGUCCAAACAUCGGUCGUCCGUUAGUCGUCCCUCGGUCGUCGUCCAUCGGUCGGUCGUCCGUUGGUAGUCCGUCGUCGUCGUCAAAGAGGUAGUCGUAGUAGUUGUAGUAGUAGUAGUAAAAGUAGUAUCAGUAGUAGUAGUAGUAGUAGUAGUAGUAGUAGUAGUAGAAGUAGUAGUAGUAGUAGUAGUAGUAGUAGUAGUAGUAGUAGUAGUAGUAGUAGUAGUAGUAGAAGUAGUAGUAGUAGUUGUCGUAGUAGUAGUAGUAGUAACAGCAGCAACAACAACAACAGCAGCCGUAUUAGUAGCAGGAAUAGUAGUACUUAUAGUAGUAUGUUAUGUUAUAUCAGAGCCUGGCCUGCUUUGACCAGCUAUAUAGAUGCGUACAGAAUAUUUACACAUGUUACGCAAAAUUUGAUUGGCUGACUAACUCGGGAUCUCGAAAAUUCUUUCCUCUUUUGUUUAAUGCACUCUGCCUUUAUUUACUGCACCGCUCUUUUUUUAAUUGCACCCCGCUUUUAUUUAGUUUUGCACUCCUCUGUGUUCUAUCUCGUGGCCACAACAUAGCUAACUCGUGGCCACGAGAUCGAAAAAUGAGGAGAGCUAUUUAAAAAAAAAAGAAGUGAAUGCCCCUCUAUGCCACCGUAAGUUCUUUUCAAUCAUAGCGUUAUUUGAUCGAAGCUGCUAUCAGUGUAAUGACAAACUACCGACAAACGUCAGCUCGUAACUUUAAAUGAGAUUUUGUAGUUGUGUCAACGUGUGUGUUAUGCAGAAUAC